Molecule: messenger RNA, 483 nt
Organism: Vanrija pseudolonga
Lineage: Eukaryota; Fungi; Basidiomycota; Tremellomycetes; Trichosporonales; Trichosporonaceae
Gene: COX23
Product: Cytochrome c oxidase-assembly factor COX23, mitochondrial
Exons: 5
Coding region: 42-347 (101 amino acids)
Biological process (GO): mitochondrial respiratory chain complex assembly
Cellular component (GO): mitochondrion
Source: RefSeq, a predicted model, not a curated record
CUUCUCUUCGUCGUUCGCUCACGCCCACCCCCGCCUGCACCAUGGCCGCCACCCCCGUCCCGCCUAGCACGACGCGCACGCCGCUCGAGUACCGCCCCAAGCCGCCCAGCGAGGACCUGAAGGAGCCAGAGGACUACAAGGUCAAGUUCAAGGUGCACCAGAUACAGAACCACAAGACAGUCAGCAAGUUUUCCGACCCGUGCGAGAAGGCGUCCAAGGCCUCGCUGCAGUGCCUCGAGCAGACGCGGUACAACAAGGGCGAGUGCUACGAGUACUUCAAGGCGUACCGCGAGUGCAAGGCGAAAUGGCUUGAACAGCGCAAGAAUGACCGGAAGAAUGGGGUAUGAGGGGCGCAGCGAGGGAGGAUCAUCGGAGAGAGAGAGGGAGAGAGAUGUGCACACAGGAAGACUCGACGCAGACGGGCUCCACGGCCACGGCCACCAUUGUACUCGCGCACAGCGCACAUGCAGCACUACUGAACAA